AUGACCGCGCGUACAGUACGAGUAACUUCAUAUUCGAUCCUUCCCGAUCUGCAGGCGUCAAUCCCCGCGCUCGGCGCGACGCUGGACGACCACGGGGGCUGCGUGUUCCGCGUGUGGGCUCCGCACCCUCAGCGCGCCACAUUAGUCGUCAAGCGCCUCUCGCCCGCCCGCGCUGGCGCUGGUGGCGGUGACGCGGAAGGCGCGGCAGCAGAAGGCGAGAGGGUGGAGAUGGGGCGCGACGGCAACGUGUGCUACCGCGCUACUGCCUUUCUUCUGGCACUUUCCGUGCGCCUUGCCAGUGCCGUUAUUCCACCCUUCGUGCUCCAGGGCGACAAGUAUCACUUGGUGUUCGAGUGGGAGGGAAAGAUCCUGGAGAGGCGGGACGCGAGGGCGCGCGCGACGGACUACGAGAGCAACGACUGCAUCGUGGUGGACCCGCGCUUCUCCUGGACCCCCUUUGAACCGCCCCCGUUCGAGGCCCUCAAUAUUUAUCAGCUGCACGUUGGCGCUUUCACCGGGCGUCUGCCGGGUGGCGGCACGUUCGCUGCGCUCAAGGAGAAGCUGCCGUACAUCAAGAGCCUUGGGUUCAACGCCGUUCAGAUGCUGCCAGUGCACGAGUACUGCGGGCAGUGGGGCUACAACCCCCGCCUGCUCUUCGCCCCCCACCCCUUCUACGGCUCCCCCCUGGAGCUCCGAGAGCUGGUUGACGCCGCCCAUUCCCAAGGCAUGGCGGUCAUCUUCGACGUGGUGCUGCACCAUCUGGCGCCCAACCUCAACAGUCUCUGGGAGUAUGAUGGACCGACCAAGAAGGGAGGGCUGUACUUUGACGGGGGCGGCGACUCAUCAUGGGGCAAGACCUUCGCGUGGUGGCAGCAGGAGGUGAAGGACAUGGUGCUGGAUGCCGCUCGCCUCUUCCUCCACGAGUACAACGGCGACGGGCUGCGGUUUGACUGUGUGCACGCCAUGCCGUGGAAGGUGUCGCAGAGCCUCACGUGGCACCUGCACCGCGAGUUCCCCCACCGCAUCCUCAUCUCCGAGAUCACCCCCGAGGUACCGGAGGUGCUGUCAGACGCGGGGUACGACGCGACGUGGAUGCACACGUCCUUCUACAAGAUGCGCUCCUUCAUGCUCUCCGAUGGCCCCCGCCCCCUGGGCCGCCUGCAGGCGCUGCUCACCCUGCUGCCCGGCUACUCCAAGUCAACGCAGUGUGUCAAGUACUUCCUGGGGUCGCACGACCAGGUCGGGUGCCGCAGAGAUGGCAGAUAUGACGAUGACAUACAGGGUUACCACAGGUACGCAGUGGACCUGUUUGGGGGCCGUGAGGAUUGGACUGCGCGCGCCAAAGUGCGCAUGUGGUUCGCCUGCCAGGUGUGCGCACAGGGCAUACCAAUGACGUUCAUGGGGUCGGAGACCAUGCAUCCCAGGUGGUGGGGGGUCACUCCCAGAGACAUGCUCGACUGGCAGUACACUGAGGACAUGGUGGGGCAGCAGAUGCAGGCGCUGGUGCGGGCGGCCAACGGGCUGCGGGCGGCGAGUGCAGCGCUGCAGCGGGGGGCAUUUGAGACGGUGCACUACGAUGAGGUCAACUGUGUCAUCGCGUUCAGACGCCAGACCGAGAGCGAGGCACUCCUGGUGGUGGUGAAUGCGGGCGAGGCCCAGUGGGAGAAGGCCGACUAUGGCGUUCGGGUGGGCGGCGGUGAUCGGCCGUAUGUAGAGGUGUUCAACUCGCAAGAUGCCGAGUACGGGGGGUGGGCCACGUCUGGCAAUGCUGGCAAGCAGCUGACCCCGAACCAUGGCAAGCUCUUCGUCAACCUGCCCAAGUGGGGCGUGCUGGUCUUUAAACCAGCUGAAUAG
Closterium sp. Naga37s-1 is the source of this 1854-nucleotide messenger RNA. The record is from the annotation of a GenBank genome assembly. Lineage: Eukaryota; Viridiplantae; Streptophyta; Zygnematophyceae; Desmidiales; Closteriaceae.